CACAGCCAAGCCGAAGCGGUUGGAGACGCUCACCCACGGCAUCCGUAACAUCCACCAACACCAAACACUGGCUCAACACCAUGUAUCCUUCCUCAGCAUGUGGAAACCUCCAGUUCGCUCCUACAAAGCCAGUCGAUGGCCUCCGUCCCCGACUGGCGCACCCAAUCGCGACUGGGUCGGUUCUGCCACGGUAAUAACGAGCUCAAGUAGCUGCCGCGUCCCCCUCCACCUCCGCCGUCCGUUCCACGAGUACUUCGUGACGCAUCUUCCUUCCACCUCGCUGCAUCCCGAUUCCAGAGCGCCCUUCGGACCGCAUCACAAGCUUCCGCGAGAUAAAAGCACGCCGCACGACCCUCAUGGCACGAAUAGAACCCCGGCCGCGGCGAUGCCCAUGGCGGGGUCGUCGCGGGAGAUGACAGUCGUACGGAUACCAUUGAAGAGCGCAAAACACCACUUUGGCGUUUCGUUGUCGCGGGGAACACGCCCAUACAACGAGGAUGCAUUCCAGGCAGGCACAAUUGAGAUUCCCGCGUUCGCGAAGCGACGCCCGAUCUCAUUGACCAGGAGGAGCGGCAGCGCACCGGCUAUUACACCCGCCGACAGUGCAAGCGGAGAUCCGCAGGUGUUCUACUUUGGAGUGUUCGAUGGGCAUGGCGGGAAUGAGUGCUCGGGGUUUCUGAGGGAACAGCUGCAUAAUUAUUUGGAGGACGCUACGAAACAAUUCGAAUUGGCGAGUAGCUUGCAGAAGAGUACCAAUGGAACGUACCCCGGUGGUUACAAUAGCUUUGGAGAAAGGGUAGGCCUCGCUGCAGGCAGCGCAGAUGAAGUGACGGGCAGAGACGUUUUAAAAUCAGUAAAAACACAUACACCUCCUGGAGUGAGGCCCCUCAAACCACCAGAGCCGGGAACAGGCCAAAAGCCCCCUCCACCAGCAUCCAAGAGUAAGGAGGAAUUGGUCGACAGCGCACCGCCGGUCAAGCAAUCAGACAGCAUCAGAAAGGCCGAGGAGCUGGAGCGUUGCCUCGUCAGGGACUGGAAAGAGUUGGUCGGAGGCUACUUUCGACGCUUCAAGCCAGAAUACUUCUCCAUGUCCGCAGGUGGACGCGGGCACCCUGCUGAGAAGGCCGUCAUUUCAAAGCGCAAUUCCCCUAACUCGUCAAUCUCGGAUGAUACCAUAGAGGGCAUCGGAAUCGAAACAGUGCUACAGUAUGCAUUUCUCAAGGCCGACUAUGACUUCGUCGCCGCGCAAGUAGGCAAACAAGACGAAGACCCCGUGUUAGCGGAUAAAGCCAUCAACGACGAUGACAUUCUGGGGCAUCCUUCACGCUCAGGAAAAAGCAUUGGCGGGCCGAACCGGUUCAAGGGCGGUAGCACCUGCAGUAUCGCUCUGAUAUCUACGCCCACACCGUCUCCAUUCUGGCACCCUGCGUCGCCUUCCACCAUCAUCACAGCACACGUCGGCGACACCCGCAUCAUCCUAUGCAAGACCGCCACUGGCCUCGCCGUGCCGCUCACCUCCAACCAUCACCCUUCGCUACCCGAAGAAGCAACACGCCUGCGCCGCUACGCCGCAACUUUCGUGACCGAUUCGUUCGGCGAAGAACGAGUCUCUGGGCUCGCCAACACACGAGCAUUCGGAGACAUGGCAUCCAAACGCAUCGGCGUAUCCGCCGAACCCGAAAUCAGACGUGUCGAGCUCGCCCCCGCAGAAUACUCCUUCAUGGUCCUCAUCUCCGACGGUGUCUCAGGACACCUGUCAGACCAAGAGAUCGUAGACAUCGUGAAGGAAGCAAAGACGCCUGAGCAGGCCGCACGAGACGUGACGAGCUUCGCGACCGAGGUAGCCAGCGACGCGGACAACGCGACGACGCUUGUUGUGAGACUGGGCGGAUGGGAGAGGAGGAGCGAAGGCGGGUUGGGGAGCAUGGGGACGAAGGAGAUGAGGGAUUGGAGGAAGGAGGAGGCGGAGAAUCCGAGGGGGAGAGGGAGGAUGUGAUGGUGAUUCAAUCCUCCUCAUGCGUGCGGCAUUGCCCACGCGGUUAUUUAUUAACUACUACUUAUUUUCUCCUUUGUUUUCAAUGUCGAGGGGACAUGAUGUCUAUACAGCGAGUUGGUACUCCUCAGCCAUCGCAUCAUCACAAGCAAGGUGUUCUGCAGCUCAUAGGGUGAACUAUUCUUUUUCGUACGGACAGUGAGUUCGUAUCAUCGUAUCAUAUCCUUCAUGUGCAAUCAUCCGAGUUAUUGCAGUCAUCGGAGAUGUUCGCUCCCUAUUGCGGACAACUUCACCCAGUACAUAUAGGUACCUAACCUACCUAGAUAUAUCGCAGCCACUCUAAGAACUGCUCUUCCAAACAAUACAAGAUUCGCACCCUA
Aaosphaeria arxii CBS 175.79 is the source of this 2373-nucleotide messenger RNA. RefSeq names its product protein phosphatase 2c. The transcript has a single exon. Gene Ontology annotation, biological process: protein dephosphorylation. The record is from RefSeq and is a predicted model, not a curated record. Lineage: Eukaryota; Fungi; Ascomycota; Dothideomycetes; Pleosporales. The coding region runs from base 98 to 1996 and encodes 632 amino acids. Gene Ontology annotation, molecular function: cation binding; protein serine/threonine phosphatase activity.